ACAAGAGCUUUAUUAACUUUGAUGUCACGCAAAAACUAGUUUUGAUUCACUGAGGCUGAAUGGUUGGUUGGUUUGGGGGGCUCACUGCGCUCCGGACGCGCACCAUGAAGGAGGAGGAGGGCAGCGGAGCGCACUGAGAAAGACUCUCCAAGAGUUAACGUUGUACGGCGUUAGAGUAUGAAGGGAUGUGAGCUGAAUGUGUGGUAGAAUGGCACCUUAUCUCACAUGGAUCUCUGAGGGAUGGCAGCUUUUCACCACCACCACCAUCAUCACCACCACCACCAUCCGAGCGCGGACCUGCGGCGGCUCUUCCAUCGGCUCACCAUUGCGUCCUCUCUGAGCGUUGUCUGCUUCUCCUUGGUUUAUCUCCUCACCGGGUGCUGCGAGUCGGAACUGACAGAAAACAUUGAGAUCAAGCCACCCACUCGCGAGUUUCUCGUGUCAGGAUGGCCGUACGAGAAAAACGGAACCAGCGUUGCGAAGGAGGUUACCACCGCGGUUGGCGAAGGCGCGUUCAGCGUUCAUCCCGGGCUGGUGUCGAACAGCUCAGGGAAAGAAUGGACUGCUACUCGGAGGUUACCCCAGGCUCUGAUCAUAGGGGUUAAAAAGGGAGGCACAAGGGCUCUGCUGGAGUUUCUGCGGCUCCACCCGGACAUCCGUGCCUUGGGUUCGGAGCCGCACUUCUUCGACCGGCAUUACGCACGGGGACUGGACUGGUACAGAAGUAUGAUGCCGAAGGCCCUGGACGGUCAGAUUGUUAUGGAGAAGACGCCUCGUUACUUUGUUACCGUGGAAACGCCAGCACGAGUCCAUGCUAUGUCGCAGGACGUGAAGCUGAUAGUGGUGGUCCGUGACCCCGUGACCAGAGCCAUAUCUGACUACACACAGAUCAUCUCCAAGAACCCCGACAUCCCUCCCUUUGAGAGCCUGGCCUUCAAGAACCGCAGCACAGGUCAGAUCGACUCUCUGUGGAGCCCGCUGUGGAUCGGCCUGUAUGCCCAGCACCUCGAGCGCUGGCUGGCCUGGUUCCCCAGGACUCAGAUACAUCUGGUCAGCGGGGAGAGGCUCAUUUCCGACCCGGCCGGUGAGCUGGGCAAAGUCCAGGACUUUCUGGGUCUCCAGAGGAUUGUCACUGACAAGCACUUCUACUUUAACAAAACAAAAGGCUUCCCCUGCCUGAAGAAGCCAGAGGGCAGCAGUAAACCUCACUGCCUGGGGAAGACGAAAGGGAGGAUGCAUGCGUCCAUCAACCGGGAGGUGAUGAAGAGGCUGAGGGAUUUCUACAAGCCGCACAACCAGCGCUUCUAUCAGAUGGCGGGUCAAGACUUUGGAUGGCAGUGACCCGUUGAUUGGAACCAAACGUUUUGUUGGCAAUUCUCUGCUUUUGGUUAGAAGCCUGAGCAAUUCUUCCAUCUGGCUGAAACAGAUGGAGUGCAAAAGAUCCAGAGAACAGAGCCAUUUGAACACUUCUGACCAGCAGACGGGCAUCUCAGAGACUUCAUAAGAAAAGCCCAGUGUCAAUACAUUCACCUCUGUCAAUCAAUCAAUCCUCUUCUUCAAGUGUUUGCAAGACAGCAGCGUCCUUUAAUCUACCCUAGAUGUUCAGUUAAAGAUGCACUUUGGUGGAAUUAAACAACCCCUCACAACCUUCUUCUUCAGCAGGCUACUUAUUCCAAUGCCAGGUGGAUGAAUAAAACAUUUGUGUGCAAAGUUGGUGAUGAGACAGUGGUUGCUAUAGGUUACAGCUUUAGAAAGUGAAAUGGUGAAAUGCACAGUGUAGCAUUUAGUGUAUCUGGUUUGCAGUUUACUCCUGAUGCUCUAGUUGAUAGGCUGUAGUGGCACAAUGAACCCAUUCCUGAAUUUCCAUAACUUAGUUUUUCUUCCUGUUUGUUCUUCAGUCACACUGGUUAAGAGUUGAAGGGCAAUCAAUGCAUACCUAUUGAGUAUCGUCCUCCAAGCAUUGUUCCUGAAAUGGGGGGAUGAAUCUUUUAUGUGGUGAGCAGCAGAGGGGUGACAGAGUAAUCUUUAUAUGAGCUGAGAUUUGACUGAGUGGUUUUGUAUUCUUGAAUAAUGAAUGUGGAUAAAUGGAUGUAGGGGAACUGGUGUGGAUCACUUGCUUCCUCGCCUUCACGUGCGAGGCUUAGGUUAGCAUCCGACUGCAAAACCACCCUACUGCACCUUGAGUGGAGUAAAGGGACCCUUGGAGGACAACCAAAACAAGACCAGGUCAAACCAUGAGCGGUCGACCUACUAUAUCGACAGCUAUGUCUCUGAACGUCAUGUAUGAAGCUUUCAGCCUUUACUGUGUUACUGUGAGAAGGCCUGCUUACAGGGUUGUCUGUUUUCAGUUUGCAUGUAUUUGCACUAGUUUGAAAGCA
Messenger RNA from Cottoperca gobio, 2378 nucleotides. RefSeq names its product heparan sulfate (glucosamine) 3-O-sulfotransferase 3-like (gene hs3st3l). NCBI's taxonomy places the organism in Eukaryota, Metazoa, Chordata, Actinopteri, Perciformes, Bovichtidae. Gene Ontology annotation, molecular function: [heparan sulfate]-glucosamine 3-sulfotransferase activity. The record is from RefSeq and is a predicted model, not a curated record. The transcript has 3 exons. Bases 241 to 1341 code for a protein of 366 amino acids.